Molecule: messenger RNA, 1406 nt
Organism: Linum tenue
Lineage: Eukaryota; Viridiplantae; Streptophyta; Magnoliopsida; Malpighiales; Linaceae
Source: the annotation of a GenBank genome assembly
CCCUCCCAAUCUCUCUCUAAACACUAAACCCCUCUCUCUCUCUCUCUCCUUUUGUCCUUUUCCUACCUGUCCCAUCUCACUCCGGCGAGAAGAAAUGUCGCCGGCGGCGCGUAAACGGCGGGAAGAUUCAGGGGAAGGAGAAGGAGAACUGGUGAGGAAGUUCUACCCUGCUCCGUUGGCAGAACACGAGGUUGUGGUGAACGAUGGUGCCGCCUUCUGGGACACUCUCAAUCGCUUCCAUUCUAUUAUGGGAACCACUUUCUCGAUUCCUGUGAUUGGAGGGAGAGACCUGGAUUUGCAUGUCCUCUAUGUUGAGACCACGAAAAGAGGCGGUUUUGAGAAGGUGGUUGCGGAGAAGAAAUGGAGGGAGGUGGGCUCGGUGUUUCGAUUCUCUCGCACAACCACAAGUGCCUCCUUCGUGCUGAGGAAAAAUUACCUUGAGACCCUUUACCAUUACGAACAAGUCCACUUGUUUAGGGUCCAGGGGCCAAUCUUUGCCUCAAUCUGGAAGCAGCCUGAACCUCGUCGUGGGUCUGGAAGACGGUCGUCAAAGAAGUCCAGAGUGGCCGUUGUGGAAGGUUCUUCUUCUACUCCUCAUCCCAACUCUGCUGCGAACUCACCUAAUCCACUCCCUGCUAAAGAUCCAUCCACAUUCACAGCAACCGGGACGAUCGAGGCCAAAUUCGAGUCCGGCUACAUAGUCUCCAUGAAGAUCGGUUCAGAACUCCUGAACGGAGUUCUGUACCAUCCACAUUCUCCUGCUGCCCCCGUUUUCGCUCCGGUCCCCCUCCCCGUCCAGGCCCCUCCUCCUCAGGACACCUCCAUAGUGCCCUACACACCCAAGAGGUCCCGGCACUAUGGAGGGCGCGACGGCCGGAGAAGAAGGGGCAGCAGAAGGGUGGAGGACCCUGACUACCCUAAAGCCAACAGGAGCGGCUACAACUUCUUCUUUGCUGAGCAGCACUACCAGCUCAAGAAGACGCACCCCAACAGGGAGCGGGAGUUCACCAAGAUGAUUGGACAUGCUUGGACCAAUCUCAGUGCAGCAGAGAAAUCGGUGUAUCAGAUCAUUGGGAUGAAGGAUAAGGAAAGGUACAAGAGGCAGCUGAAGGAGUAUAACGAGAAGAAGAGACUGAAGCUAGCUGCUGCAGCUGGAGCUGGAGCAGCUGAGGAGUAGUGGAAAAGGCUCUCUCCAAGUUGAAGACAGAUAUUAUGUUUAAAAGUUAUAAGCUUCUUAGUUGUUUAUUUUUUUACUUUUGGUUCGUCACCAAUUUUGGCGAACGGAGAAAUGGGAAAAUGGAUGUUGGGUACUGAAGACAACAGAUGGAUUAUGUUAUAGACUGAUGAUCCAUUUUGGAUGGAAUAGUUAUAUGAGCCAAGUUUACCAAUGAAUUUCAGGUUUUAAA